AUGCGGAAAAGGUUUUGCAAGGCGAAGAAAGUAUUCGGAGGAGUGUUCGAAAAUGCCAACAAUGUGCAAAGAAUUGACGGAGAGACGGUUUGUUUGCGCGCGGGCGGGCGUAAAAAAAAAGAAAAGCACCGGGAUCGAGAUUUCGACACGAACCUCUGCCCUUAUCAAGGCUUCACGUCGGUCAGCUGCAGCUUUUCGUUCAAACUACAUUUUUCAAGUGGAAAGCACUCAAAACUCCUCAGUUUCAACUCUCCUCGCCAAGAUUAGCUUUUCGCAUGCGUAGCGGUCGCGAAGCGGCCACAGUGACUUCAAAUCUCAAUCUUACGAAAUUCUGUCAAUCACAAUAUAGUCCCUUCAGAUUUUGAAUGUCAAAUAGAAUGACGUCAUUCGAAAAAGCUCUGUGGAUGGCUCGCUCUCUGAUUGGUUUAUCGCGUUAUAGUCAAUGUUUCCCGACUUGAAAGGCGAGGGAGGCGGGGCAAGGGGAAGGACGCGUAGCGUGUGCGUUCGCGGUUCUUGGCACGAGUUCAAUUAAAUUGCCUCCGACUAUUUAAAAAGCUCGGCAACCGAUCUUCUUCAAUGUUUUCUACUAUUUUUUAAUGAACACAUGAACAUGAUGAAUAAUUAAUUGAAAAAGGAAUGAAAAGAGUGAAAAAAACGGGAUUUUCAAAGAGUCGAGGGCGGUUGAAUUGAACACGUGCCAAGGACCGCGAACGCACACGCUACGCGUCGCUCCCACUGCCACGCCUCCCUCGCCUUUCAAGUCGGGAAACAUUGACUAUACUAGGGGGAGGAACUUGAGCGAGGACUUGACAUUCAAAAUCUGAACAGACUAUAUGUGUCACCAGAACAGCCAGAAGUUAAGAAAUCAGAAUAAAAUAAUAGAAAUGUCAAAAGAUGGACUUCUUUUUUGCUUUUCAUUCAUCUUCUCCCUUUGAAAUUUGAAAAUAAUUCAAAAGUUAACUUUUUUUCAGAAGUGUCAUUUCAUCAUAGAGGAACUCGGAAAUGUGGUGAAAAAUUGGAGCCGAGUACUCGCAGUAAUUAAUUUUUUUUUGUUGAGGACUUGCUCGAAAAUUUAAAUUUAAAAUUUUGUCUUCCGGAAAAAAUGUCUAGAUUCAACCUUAUCUCUUGGUUUCAAAACACCAACAGCCUUAUGGAAAAAAAAGGUUGAGAAAGCAAAAAAAGCACAUUUUCCCGUUUUUUGCAUUGAGGACAUCAACUUUUUGUUUCCCAAUAUCGCGCUUUCAAUGAAAAACAAGUAGGUGAACAACUGUUGGUAAGCAAGGACUUCUUAAGAUUUUCUAGAGUUCUAAAAAAAAUCGAGGAAGUGAAAAAUUGAGGAACUGAGAAAACUCCUCGGACAAGUGAAUUAAUUUAAUUGGAUGUAAACACGUAUUACAGGGUUAGAAGCUCAUCGAAAAUGUUGAAGAGAGCGGAAACAAGAAAUUGUGGUUCAGAGGUGAAGGUUGGUCGGUGCUGGGAAAUAUGGGUGUCGUUGAGGGCGGCAAAAACAAGGAGGAGAAGCUCGAGAGCAGACGGCGGCAUCGAUCGCUGAUUAUCGUCGACAGUUGGUCCGACACUUGCUUGAGCGCCGUCCUCACGUUGGGGCCGACACGCACCCCGAAGCUUUAA
Messenger RNA from Caenorhabditis auriculariae, 1629 nucleotides. Lineage: Eukaryota; Metazoa; Nematoda; Chromadorea; Rhabditida; Rhabditidae. The record is from the annotation of a GenBank genome assembly.